Aspergillus pseudonomiae is the source of this 795-nucleotide messenger RNA. RefSeq lists its product as uncharacterized. The coding region runs from base 1 to 795 and encodes 264 amino acids. The record is from RefSeq and is a predicted model, not a curated record. NCBI's taxonomy places the organism in Eukaryota, Fungi, Ascomycota, Eurotiomycetes, Eurotiales, Aspergillaceae. The transcript has 3 exons.
AUGGAUCUUCCUAUUGGUAAGCCUCCGGGCAUGACCCCGGGCGAGAUUCCCAAUGACGAUGAUAUGGGAUUCAAUGAUCCGCAAAAUCUCAUAUGGAUCAACAUGAUGGGAAGUGGUAUUAGUGAGCGGUUUAGGGAUCGCAUCGAGGAGUUUAAGGAUAUGCUCAGAUUGACUCACCAAAUGGCGACCAUCCACGCUGGCAUUCAGGUAAUGCAGCGGAAAGCUGAGGGUACCCUGCCUACUGAUAACAGUGACUCAUCUCGGUGGAAACGCUCUCAAUAUCGUGCUAGGGUCUUGGAAACCUAUUUCCAGGAUGGCACCUAUCCAUGGAUUAAUCCCUCUCAACACGAGACUGUUAGUGAGAAAGUCGACGUCGAAAAGCAGUCUUUUCACGCAGCAUUGGUUAAUACCAUGCUGAAAGGGAUUUCACGCGUCGGGUCACUUUCGCCACCACUCGAACGUAUCGUCAAGGGAGUUGCAGAUACCAUCAGUGGCACAGAGUUCACGCCUAAGCAGCAGUCUUUCUGUGGUAUGCUCCAGGUAUUGCAGUAUGAUGAAAUUAGAGACGAUCUGCGCGUGUCCAUUCGAAACAUUACAUAUACCUUAGACCAGGAGAUGUAUAAGGUUAUCAAGGGCAAAGACGCUCUGUCUCAGAUAAAUGUUGAAUGCGACUUAGGUCGAAAUAGCUUCGAGUAUAGCGAAAGGGCGUGGAAAAUGCUUCAGUCUGAAGUUGAACGAUAUAUCAAAGACAUUGGUAUUUAUAAUAUCGAAGAUCCGCUGACAGUUCAACUCUAA